AUGGAAGUAGCUGGACAGGACCCAAUGGAUGAUGUGCAGAUGAUAGAAAUACCGAAAUUAGAAGUCACAAAACAAAACCUUGACUACCUGAACUCAGACCUUGAAAAGGACCUGCAGAGACUGGAUGAGGCAAAUCAAGUUCUUCUCAGGAAAAUUCAAGAGAAGGAAGAAGCUAUUCAAAGUCUGGAAGGAGAGAUUGCCCUGUCACUAGGACGAGCCAAUGAGAGGGAGGAAUUGAACCACAUCGCAUCAGAGAAGGAGGAAACCUUGAGGAACCUGGAAUCAGAGACAGCAAAGCUGGAAAAAAGUAACAAGAUUCUGAGCAGGAAUGUGGUAGAGCUUCAGAAGAAGAUUUCAAGGAGACAUAAGAAUGAUGGCCUUAAUAAAGAAACCCUAAAGCAGAUGUUGGCAGAACUGAAGGUCAGACUACAAAAGUCAACAGAGUCCUGCACAAAGCAAGAGAAGGAACUGCUCAAGAUAGAGAACGACUACCAAUCUUUGCAACAGCUCUGUGAGGACCAGGCCCACUACAUAAAGAAAUACCAGGAAAUUCUGAGGCAGAUGGAAAAGGAAAAAGAGGUGAUGCUUCUUGAAAAAGAAGUAUUCAAAGCCCAGAAUAACUCUUCCCAAAUUGUGAAACCUGGGUCAAUUCUGGUAGAGACCAUCCAAAGCAACAUGGAGAAGACCAUCAUUAAGAAACAGAAGAGAAUCUUUUGGUACAGGCAUUUCAGGUGUCUUGUCUUCAUGGUCAUGAUCUUCAUUAGGCUGCUGGGUUAUGCGCUUUUCCACCUGCAGUACAUAAACCCAGACCUUCUUGUGGAUGCCCUACCCAUGGUAAUGAGCAGGGACACCUUGAAGAGACUGAGGGAAGUCUUAUUUCCCUUCCUCACUCUAGAGGUGGAAGAAGUUCUACCACAUUAA
Molecule: messenger RNA, 921 nt
Organism: Neomonachus schauinslandi (Hawaiian monk seal)
Lineage: Eukaryota; Metazoa; Chordata; Mammalia; Carnivora; Phocidae
Product: transmembrane and coiled-coil domain-containing protein 5B-like
Exons: 11
Coding region: 1-921 (306 amino acids)
Source: RefSeq, a predicted model, not a curated record